Molecule: messenger RNA, 7949 nt
Organism: Ceratotherium simum simum (southern white rhinoceros)
Lineage: Eukaryota; Metazoa; Chordata; Mammalia; Perissodactyla; Rhinocerotidae
Gene: ZFYVE26
Product: zinc finger FYVE-type containing 26
Biological process (GO): mitotic cytokinesis; regulation of cytokinesis; double-strand break repair via homologous recombination
Cellular component (GO): centrosome; lysosomal membrane; midbody
Molecular function (GO): phosphatidylinositol-3-phosphate binding; metal ion binding
Source: RefSeq, a predicted model, not a curated record
CCUGACUCGGCUCAAACAUGGCUGCGGUGGAAGCUCAGUUGCUUUGGGCGCCGGGAGCAGGAGAUGCUCCACGAAUUAGAAAAUUGACGAUGUGUUCUGCGUAAUUCAUCUCUUUCUAUCUCCCUGCACUCUGUGCUGGGAAAAUGCAUCAUCCAUUUGGAAAAGAGGAAACUGCUUCCCAGAAGCAGCUUUUUGGAUUUUUCUGUGAGUGCCUUCGAAGAGGAGAAUGGGAGCUGGCACAGGCGUGUGUACCUCAGCUACACGAGGCACAAGGGGAUAUCCCACAGAAAGUGGAAGAUAUACUUCAGGCGCUGGUCGUUUGUCCAAAUCAGCUAAGAUGUGGACAGGAUAUCAACCCUCAAAGAUUAGCCUGGGUCUGGCUUCUGAUACUGGAAAAAUGGUUGGGGGAAAAGAAGUUACUCCCAACUAUUCUCCGGAGAAAGCUUGAGUUUCUUUUAUUGUCAGAAGACCUCCCAGGUGACAUUCCAGAGGACAUCCUCAAGGAGCUCUGUGAGGUCUUAGCACAAGAUGCAGUAGGCCCCGGGCUUGACGGAAAUCAGAGGCGUGAAAGCUGGACCCCUCGGCUCAGCUCAGAAGCUGUCUCUGUGCUCUGGGAUCUUCUGAGGCAGACUCCCCAGCCAGCACAGGCCCUGCUGGAGCUCCUCCUUAGAGAGGACGAUGGCACUGGCCUCUGUGGCUGGCCUCUGCAGAAGGCACUGGUGGACCUCAUUCGAAAAGCACUGCGAACUUUGCAGGGCCCUGCUGCUGGGCCCCCUGGGAUAGUAGAUGCUAUCUACGGAUCCCUGCGGACUCUGCGUUGCCCUGCCGAGCCACUCGGGGUUGAGCUGCGUCUCCUGUGUGAGGAACUACUGGAGGCCUGCAGGACUGAGGGGAGUCCACUGCAGGAGGAACGGAUGCUCAGCUGCCUGCUGCCCAGGGCUGGACGGGGCCUGGUAUCCCUGUAUGGCCAUAUCUAUGCAGAGAAGGCCACAGAAAAGUCACCGAAGGCCACACCCUCGGGAAAAGUCUCACCGGAUCAUCUAGAUCCUGAACGGGCAAUGCUGGCCCUGUUCUCCAAUCCUGACCCAGCCGAGGCUUGGAAAUUGGUCUAUUUCUACUGCCUGAGCAACAGCAAGCACUUCCUCGAGCAGAUCCUGGUGACAGCACUAACACUGUUGAAAGAGGAAGACUUCCCAAGUCUUGGCUGCCUACUAGAUAGAGAAUUCAGGCCUCUCAGUCGACUGCUCGUGCUCCUGGGCUGGACACAUUGCCAGAGCCUAGCCGCAGCCAAGAGGCUACUCCAGACACUCCACAGGACCCAGGACCAAGGCUGUGAUAAACUCCUCAGGGAUGCCUGUGAUGGGUUGUGGGCUCACCUGGAGGUCCUGGAGUGGUGUGUUCAGCAGAGCAGCAACCCCAUACCAAAGAGAGAGCUGUUGUGUCAUUUACAUGGUGGAGACAGCCACUCAGUGCUCUACUCUCUCCAUCACCUUACAAACCUUCCAGCCCUCAGGGAGGAAGAUGUUCUCAAGCUCCUACAGAAGGUGCCAGCCAAGGACCCCCAGCAAGAGCAUGAUUCUGCAGAUGCCCUGACCCCUGAGCACCUGAGCCAGUGUCAGAACCUGACACUCUACCAGAGCUUCUGUGCCAUGAAGUAUGCCAUCUAUGCCCUCUGUGUGAGCUCACACCAGCACUCCCAGUGCCAGGAAUGCAAAGACAGUUCCUCUGAGGACCUGGCCUCAGCUGCGGAGCCAGCGAAUGACUCUCUCUCCUCCCCAGGUGCUUCACAUCUCUUCUCAACAUACCUGGCCAGGUGUCAACAGUAUCUGUGCAGUAUUCCUGACUCUUUGUGCCUGGAACUUCUAGAAAACAUCUUCUCAUUGCUCCUUAUCACCUCUGCCGAUCUUCACCCAGAGCCUCACCUGCCUGAGGACUAUGCUGAGGAUGAUGACUUUGAGGGGAAGGGCCCAUUGGAUUUGGAGUCCCCAUCAGAGAGCCCUCAGCACAUAGCACAGCGUGAGAGGAAGUCAGAACGGGGUUCCUUGGGAGUCCCCAGGAGCCUUGCUCAUACCAUUCCAAGCUGUCUGAAGACAGAGCCAAAAGAUAGUUUCCCAGGGCCUCAAGGGCACAGCUUUUUGGACCUAAAGCACUUUACUAGUGGUAUCAGUGGGUUCCUGGCUGAUGAAUUUGCAAUAGGGGCCUUCCUCAGGCUUCUCCAGGAGCAACUGGAUGAGCUCAGCAGCCGCAGCCUCCCUGAAAACCCAAAGCUGCUAGAAGCCCAGAGCUGCUCGGGAAGCAGAGAUGGACUGCAGAGCCGCCUACACCGGUUUUCCAAAGUUCUCUCUGAGGCCCAGUGGAGAUACAAGGUGGUAACAAGCAACCAGUGCUCAGAGGAGCAGCCGUCCCGAAGAUACCGGCCUGUUGCCACACGGCACCCCAGUCUCCGCCGGGUUCGUCGGACAAGAAGAAACCAGGCAGAUGGCCGAGACAGAGCUUCCAAUCCAUCCCUGGAAAGUACAAAUAGUGACGUGAGCACAAGUACUUCAGAGGGAAGUCUGAGCACUGUGUCUGGGAGGAAUGAGCCAGAUGGCCGGUUACAGCCCCAACCUCAAAGUUCACUUAUCCCCAUGAUGUUCUCCCCACCUGAGUCACUGCUGGCAUCCUGCAUCCUCCGGGGGAACUUUGCAGAAGCCCAUCAGGUGGUGUUCACGUUCAACCUCAAAUCCUCGCCCAGCUCAGGGGAACUGAUGUUUGUGGAGCGCUACCAGGAGGUGAUCCAGGAACUGGCCCGAGUAGAGCACAAGAUUGAAAACCAGAACUCAGAUGGGGGUAGCAGCACCAUUCGAAGAACAGGCAGUGGCCGCUCAACUCUACAGGCCAUUGGCAGCGCUGCGGCUGCAGGGAUGGUAUUUUACUCCAUCUCUGACGUGACCGACAAGCUGCUCAGCACCUCUGGGGACCCCAUCCCCACGCUCCAGGAGGACUUUUGGAUAAGCAGUGCCCUGACAGAGCCCACCGCUCCCCUGAGAGAGGUCCUGGAGGACCUCAGUCCCCCCGCCAUGGCUGCAUUUGACCUAGCUUGCUCGCAGUGCCAGCUCUGGAAAACCUGCAAGCAGCUCUUGGAAACUGCUGAGCGACGUCUGAACAGCAGCCUUGAGAGCCGGGGUCGACGGCUAGACCAUGUACUCCUCAAUGCUGAUGGCAUUCGAGGUUUUCCGGUUGUUCUUCAGCAAAUAAGUAAGAUUCUCAAUUAUUCACUUAUGUCAACUGGACAAACUAAAUCAGAGAGUGUAGAAGAAAAAGGAGGAGGUUUUCCACGGUGCAGUGUUGCUGAGCUUCUCCAGAUGUGCUGGCCCAGCCUAACUGAGGACUGUGUUGCCAGCCACACCGCCCUCUCCCAGCAGCUGGAUCAGGUCCUUCAGUCGCUGAGAGAAGCACUGGAGCGGCCAGAGCCCAGGAGUACUCCGCUCUCUUCCCUAGUGGAGCAGGUGGCCCAGAAAGCUCUGGAGGCAGAGGCCCACCCUGUGCAUAUCCAGACUCAGCUCCUCCAGAAGAACCUGGGCAGGCAGGCCCCAACAGGCAGCAGGCAGACUGACUACCUGGGCACCUUCUUCAGCUACUGCAGCACCCUGGCUGUGGUUCUUCUUCAGAGCUUGAGCUCUGAGCCUGAUCACGUGGAGGUCAAGGUAGGAAAUCCCUUUGUUCUCCUGCAACAGAGCUCUUCCCAACUGGUGUCACACCUCCUACUUGAGCGACAAGUUCCCCCAGACAGGCUGGCAGCCCUUCUGGCCCGAGAGGGUCUCAGCCUGAGUGUGCCACAGGUCAUCGUCAACUGCUGCUGUGAGCCCCUUGCCCUUUGCUCUUCCCGGCAAAGCCAGCAGACAUCAUCCCUUCUGACCCACCUGGGCACGCUGGCCCAGCUGCACACCUCCCACUGCCUGGAGGACCUCCCACUUUCUACCCUGAGUUCCCCAAAGCCAGCUGAGAUUCCCGCAUUCGAGAGAGAGCCCUGCUCCUCCCGAAGGGAGUCAUCACCUCCAGCCCUUACCUCCUCUGCCUUGGCCUUCCUUAAGUCCCGCUCAAAGCUGCUGGCUACAGUGGCCUGUCUGGGGGUUUCCUGGGGGGCAAAAGUCACCAAGCCCAGCUUGUCAUGGAAGGAGCUUCGUGGCCGCAGGGAGGUGCCUCUGACUGCAGAGCAAGUAGCCCAGGAGUGUGAGCGCCUGCUAGAACAGUUCCCUAUGCUUGAGGCCUCCCUCAUGGGUGCCUGGGAGCCCUUACGAGGGUCCUCUGAGCAGAGGCAGAGUCUGGCAGCAAGUCUCUGUGGCCAGGCCAGUCUCUCUACUGUUCUUCUGGGCCUGCAUUCUCCUACUGCCCUGGAUGUGCUCACUGAGGCCUUCGAGGAAGCCCUGGUGGCCAGAGAUUGGCCCCGGGCCCUUCAGCUCACUGAGGUGUAUGGGCGAGACGCGGACGACUUGAGCGGCAUACGGGAUGCAGUCCUGAGCUGUGCUGCAGCUUGUGACAAAGAAGGUUGGUGGUACCUGUUUCCUGUGAAGGAUGCAUCUCUGAGAAGUCGACUGACCCUACAGUUUGUGAACAAAUGGCCACUGGAGUCAUGCCUGGAGAUCCUGGCCUACUGUGUUUCAGACACAGCUGUCCAAGACGGACUAAAGUGUGAGCUACAGAGAAAGCUGGCAGAACUGCGGGUGUAUCAGAAGAUUCUAGGUCUGCAGGCAACCCCCGUAUGGUGUGACUGGCAGACCCUGAGGAACUGUUGUGUUGAGGACCCAUCAACUGUCAUGAACAUGAUUCUAGAAGCAAAGGAGUAUGGGCUGUGUGAGGAGUGGGGCUGCCUAUACCCCAUUCCAAGAGAACAUUUAAUCAGCUUACAUCAAAAACAUCUUCUACACCUUCUAGAAAAAGGAGAUCAUGAAAAGGCUCUGCAACUCCUGCAGAGAAUUCCUGACCCCACCAUGUGCCUUGAGGUCACAGAGCAGUCCCUCGACCAGCACCCUAGCUUGGCCACCUCUCAUUUCUUGGCCAACUACCUCACCACCCACUUCUAUGGAGAACUGACUGCCAUCCGACACCGUGAAAUCCAGGCACUGUACAUGGGAUCCAAGGUUCUGCUGACCCUGCCUGAGCAGCACCGGGCCAGCUAUUCCCACUUGUCCUCUAACCCCCUGCUCAUGCUGGAGCAGCUUCUCAUGAACAUGAAAGUGGAUUGGGCCACUGUGGCUGUGCAGACUCUGCACCAGCUGCUGGCCGGGCAGGAGAUUGGCUUCACCAUGGACGAGGUUGACUCGCUGCUUUCCAGAUACGCAGGGAAAGCCCUGGACUUCCCGUACCCUCUGAGGGAAAAACGAUCAGAUUCUGUGAUUCACCUCCAAGAAGUUGUCAGUCAGGCUUCAGACCUCGAGAGCUUGUCUAGAUCACCAUCAGCAGAGUUCCUUUCUGCUGCUACUCCUGGUGUCUCCAUUGUACAUUCUCCCAGUCCAAGGGAGAGGAGCCUCCCGCAGAGUCAGCCCCCACUGGAGUUUGUGCCCCCAGCAACACCCCCUGCCAGGCACCAGUGGGUACCAGAUGAGAGCGAGAGCAUCUGCAUGGUCUGCUGCAGGGAGCACUUCACCAUGUUUAACAGGCGUCAUCACUGUCGCCGCUGUGGACGGCUAGUGUGCAGUUCCUGCUCCACUAAGAAAAUGGUGGUGGAAGGCUGCAGAGAGAACCCUACUCGCGUGUGUGACCAGUGCUAUAGUUACUACAACAAAGAUGUGCCAGAGGAGAAUCCAGGACAAGCAGAAGCACCAGACAGCUCCAAGAGUGAAAGCCCUCCAUUCUCAUCUGUGGUGAGAGUCCCCAAGCCAGCUGAGGUGGAAUGGAUUUUGGAUCUGAAUGAGGAGGAAAAUGAGCUGGUGCGGAGUGAAUUUUACUAUGAGCAGGCCCCCAACGCCUCCUUGUGCAUCGCCAUCAUGAAUCUGCACCGGGACUGCACUUCCUGUGGCCACCAGCUGAUUGAGCACUGCUGCAGGCUGUCCCAGGGCCUCACCAACCCCGAGGUGGAUGCGGGGCUGCUCACAGACAUUAUGAAGCAGCUGCUCUUCAGUGCCAAGAUGAUGUUCGUCAAGGCCGGCCAGAGCCAGGACCUCGCUCUUUGUGACAGCUACAUCAGCAAGGUAGAUGUCCUGAAUAUUUUAGUUGCUGCUGCCUAUCGGCAUGUGCCAUCCCUGGAUCAGAUCUUGCAGCCAGCUGCAGUAACCAGGCUAAGGAACCAGCUUUUGGAAGCUGAAUACUACCAACUGGGUGUUGAGGUCUCUACAAAGAUGGGGCUUGAUACCACUGGGGCAUGGCAUGCUUGGGGCAUGGCCUGCCUCAAAGCUGGGAACCUCACUGCCGCACGGGAGAAGUUCAGUCGCUGUCUUAAGCCCCCUUUUGACCUCAAUCAGCUGAGUCAUGGCUCAAGACUGGUACAGGAUGUGGUUGAGUACCUGGAGUCCACAGCGAGGCCACUGCUGUCCUUGCAAGAUGAUGAUUAUUUUGCCACCUUGAAAGAACUGGAAUCUACCCUUCGGACCCAGAGCCUGUCUCUGGAGGUGAUUCCUGAAGGGAAGAUCAUGAACAACACCUACUACCAAGAAUGCCUCUUCUACCUGCAUAACUAUAGCACCCACCUGGCCAUCAUCAGCUUCUACGUGAGGCACAGCUGCCUGCGGGAAGCCUUGCUGCACCUCCUCAACAAGGAGAGUCCUCCAGAAGUCUUCAUAGAAGGCAUUUUCCAGCCAAGCUAUAAAAGUGGGAAGCUACACACCUUGGAAAACUUGCUGGAAUCCAUUGAUCCCACUUUGGAGAGCUGGGGAAAGUACUUGAUUGCUGCCUGCCAACAUUUACAGAAGAAGAACUACUACCACGUUCUAUACGAGCUGCAGCAGUUUAUGAAGGACCAAGUCCGGGCUGCCAUGACCUGUAUUUGGUUCUUCACUCACAAAGCAAAGACAUAUACGGAACUAGGAGAGAAGCUCUCGUGGCUGCUUAAGGCCAAGGACCACCUGAAGAUCUACCUCCAAGAAGCCUCCCACGGCACUAGAAGGAAGAAAACCACCUUCUUCCGAAAGAAGAUGACCACAGCUGAUGUGUCAAGGCACAUGAACACACUUCAGCUGCAGAUGGAAGUGACCAGGUUCUUACAUCGGUGUGAAAGCGCUGGGACUUCUCAGAUCUCCACCUUGCCUCUGCCAACCCUGUUUGGAAAUAACCAUAUGAAAAUGGAUGUUGCCUGCAAGGUGAUGCUAGGAGGGAAAAAUGUAGAAGAUGGUUUUGGAAUUGCAUUCCGUGUUCUGCAGGACUUCCAGCUGGAUGCUGCCAUGACCUACUGCAGAGCUGCUCGGCAGUUGGUGGAGAGGGAGAAAUACGGUGAGAUCCGACAACUGCUCAAGUGUGUCAGUGAGUCAGGCAUGGCAGCCAAAAGUGACGGGGACACCAUCCUCCUCAACUGCUUGGAAGCAUUCAAGAGAAUUCCACCCCAGGAGCUGGAGGGCCUGAUCCAAGCGAUACACAAUGAUGACAACAAGGUUCAGGCCUACCUGACAUGCUGCAAACUGCGUUCUGCCUACUUGAUUGCCGUGAAGCAAGAACACUCACGGGCUACGGUCCUCGUCCAGCAGGUGCAGCAGGCCGCCAAGAGCAGCGGGGAUGCAGUCGUGCAAGACAUCUGUGCCCAGUGGCUUCUGACGAGCCGCAGCCGGGGUGCCCAUGGCUCAGGCUCCAGGAAGUGACUGUGGGCCACGGGGCCUGUGGGACAGGAGUGAUGGAGAGGCCCUCCACCUCUUUCCUGCUGUGCAGUGGGACUUCCCUGGCUGCCCCAGGCCGGAAAGAGCUGGAUUGGACCCCACUUGCCAUCUUGGGCAAGGACAGGACCUCUCACGCAAGUGCCAUGUUUCUGUAAAAUUGUGGAACCU